AUGGGCGUCGCGCAGUCGCGCGCGUCGUCGUCCGCGAGCGAUGCGCGCGCGCACGACGGUGCGUCGGGACGACGGACGUCGCUCGAGAGCGAGCGAGGACGCGUGGUGGAGGUGAAGGAGAGGCUCGAGACGAAUUCGUUUUUCCGCUCGAAGCGCGCGGUGUCGGACGCGUCGGAGGCGCCGGCGCGAUCGAGCGAGGACGCCGGGGCGGCGUCGACCGAUGUGCCGAUCGUGGGCGAGACGUACGUCCCGGACGCGAUGGUACAGACGGCGGAGAAAACGUUGGGUGGGCGACGGGCGCGGUGGCGCGUGCCGAGACGACGCGACGGGCGAGAGACGUGUCGAUCGAGCGCGUUCGAGACGUUCGAUGACGAAGACGAGCGUGGGACGAGAACGACUUGGACGGUCGUGGGGAAGUUCAGCCAGCGAGGGAUCUCGGUGUACCUGCGUCGAGAGGACGAGGGCGAACACGCGAUGGAUUGCUCGUUUACGAUUUCGACAAUCGUGGACGGGAAGAGACACUUUGAGACGUAUCUCGAGCAUAGGUUUCGAAAUCGAGGAAACUCCUGGGGGGCGGAGAACGUGAUCUCGUGCGGGUUCACGGAGAAAGAAGUCGAGAUCGAGGUCUGUUUCCAUCGUACGCGCGUCGCUCGGUUGCGAUCGAAACCCGCAAGCGUGUGCAGCUCGAUUCGUUGUCUCAGCGAGGACUGUCUCCUCUUCGUGCUCGAGGACUUUUUGACCGACGAAGAGGGAGACGCUUUGAUAAACUUGGCGAGACCGGCACUGCAGCGAUCGAGGGUGACGGACGGGAAGCUGAGCGAAGGCCGGACGUCGUCCUCGAUGUUCCUCACGGGCAACCGAUCGAACAAUCCAAUCGUGAUCGCUUUGCAGAGGCGAAUUCAGUCGGUGCUUCGUCUACCUAUCGUUGCCGAGCGACGCAAAGAAGCACUUUACGAAAAGGAGCCGAUGCAAGUCGUGUGUUACGGUCCGAGAGAGCGUUACACCGCGCACUACGACAAUCGUGCUGGCUCAUUGAAACGUACGGCGACGUUCAUGUGCUACCUCUCCGAUCCCGAGAGUGGCGGCUGCACACUUUUCCCGAAAGCAAUUCCGCUGUGCGGCUGCAACAAAUCCAACCAAACCGGUGUGAAAAUUUUUCCCAAGCGCAACCGAGCAAUCCUCUUUUGGAGCGUGAACGUCAAAGGACACGAAGCGAUGCGGUCUUUACAUGAGGCGCAAGCGGUCGGCGAUGACGCCGCGUAUGAAAAAUGCAUCUUCACACAGUGGCUUUCCACCGACACAGACAACGACGACGAUUAG
Ostreococcus tauri is the source of this 1320-nucleotide messenger RNA. RefSeq names its product Oxoglutarate/iron-dependent dioxygenase. Gene Ontology annotation, biological process: peptidyl-proline hydroxylation to 4-hydroxy-L-proline. The transcript has a single exon. Lineage: Eukaryota; Viridiplantae; Chlorophyta; Mamiellophyceae; Mamiellales; Bathycoccaceae. The record is from RefSeq and is a predicted model, not a curated record. Bases 1 to 1320 code for a protein of 439 amino acids. Gene Ontology annotation, cellular component: endoplasmic reticulum. Gene Ontology annotation, molecular function: procollagen-proline 4-dioxygenase activity; iron ion binding; L-ascorbic acid binding.